Scleropages formosus (Asian bonytongue) is the source of this 2036-nucleotide messenger RNA. RefSeq names its product E3 ubiquitin-protein ligase pellino homolog 2. The transcript is spliced from 6 exons. Lineage: Eukaryota; Metazoa; Chordata; Actinopteri; Osteoglossiformes; Osteoglossidae. Gene Ontology annotation, molecular function: ubiquitin protein ligase activity; protein binding. The coding region runs from base 220 to 1494 and encodes 424 amino acids. Gene Ontology annotation, biological process: regulation of Toll signaling pathway; protein polyubiquitination. The record is from RefSeq and is a predicted model, not a curated record.
CAACUGGAGGACAUAGAAACGGACCAGGGUGACGACGGUCACUGUAACUUGUACGGAAACGCCGAGUUGUACCGCGGAACGGAGGUGUGACGUUGACGGGUCGGAGACAGCGCAGCGCCGCCACGGGGCUGGCAUGGAACUAAGCAGCCCGCUUUGAAGGCUCCACUGUGGCUGUAUUUUUGCCCCUCCAGCCUGAGCUGCGUAGUCGAGCGAAGCCCCAUGUUCUCUCCAAGCCAAGAGGAGCAGAGUUCCCCCAGUAAAGAGCCGGUCAAGUACGGGGAGCUGGUGGUGCUGGGAUACAAUGGCUCCCUGCCCAACGGAGACCGGGGCCGCAGGAAAAGCAGGUUUGCGUUAUACCGCAGAGCCAAAGCCAACGGUGUCAAACCCAGCACUGUGCACAUCCUGAACUCUCCGCAGGCGAGCAAGGCGGUGAACUGCAGGGGGCAGCACAGCAUCUCCUACACGCUCUCCCGGAACCAAACUGUGGUUGUUGAAUACUGCCAUGACAAAGACACAGACAUGUUCCAGAUUGGCCGUUCGACAGAGAGCCCCAUCGACUUUGUUGUGACGGACACAGUAUCUGGGUGUCAGGGUGGAGAAGAGACUCCCAUCACCCAGAGCACCAUCUCGCGCUUCGCCUGCCGCAUAGUUUGCGAGCGUAACCCCCCCUUCACUGCCAGGAUCUUUGCAGCUGGCUUUGACUCCUCCAAGAACAUUUUCCUUGGGGAAAAAGCAGCUAAGUGGAAGAACCCAGAUGGCCACAUGGAUGGGCUGACCACCAAUGGUGUGCUGGUGAUGCAUCCUCGUGGCGGCUUCACAGAGGAGUCGCGACCUGGUGUGUGGCGGGAAAUCUCCGUCUGUGGGGAUGUCUACACCCUCAGGGAGACUCGCUCUGCACAAACCCGCGGCAAGCUGGUGGAGAGUGAGAGUAACGUGCUGCAGGACGGCUCCCUGGUGGACCUGUGUGGUGCCACGCUGCUGUGGCGCACAGCGGACGGCCUCUUCCAUGCGCCCACACAGAAGCACCUGGAGGCACUGCGGCAGGAGAUCAAUGCGGCUCGGCCGCAGUGCCCUGUAGGCCUCAACACUCUGGCCUUCCCCAGCAUGCAGCGUAGUCGUGCCCUGGCCACACUGGAGGACAAACAGCCCUGGGUGUACCUGGCUUGCGGCCAUGUCCACGGCUACCACGACUGGGGCCACCGCUCAGAGCGGGAAUCCAACACGCAGCGCGAGUGCCCUAUGUGCCGUGCUGUCGGACCCUACGUGCCGCUCUGGCUGGGCUGCGAGCCUGCUUUCUACGUGGAUGCCGGUGCUCCCACACACGCCUUUGUGCCCUGCGGACAUGUGUGUUCCGAGAAGUCGGCCAAAUACUGGUCUGAGAUCCCACUGCCACACGGCACGCACGCCUUCCAUGCCGCCUGCCCUUUCUGCGCAGCUCCACUCAGUGUCACGCAGGGCUGCGCCAAGCUCAUCUUCCAGGGCCCCAUCGACUGAACUUAGGGCCUCGUGGCAGCUUACACUGUGAAGCUCAUGCUUUUACUUUUAUUAUUAUUUUUUUCCAUUAAUAUAACUCUCUUUAGCAGGACAAGAGGACAAAUUACUUUGUGGGACUGUACCUCUCUGUGUGAGGUCUGCUGAGUUGCUGCUGUGGGUGUGCAAGACAGUACCUAUAUCCUAAAGCGCGUGGCUUUUUCGGCAUAAGUCAGACCCACAGCAACCGAAUUCCAUUUUUUUUUAAGCUAGAUAGGGUCCUCUCAACUGGUUUAGUGCUCUUUUCCAACUAAGCUAAUAAUGCAGAGUGUUAAACUGCCAUACAUUUCUCUGUAGUAGAAGGGCUAACAUAGGGUGAAACUGUGUCAUUUCCCAUUUGCAUCGGUAGCCUGAAACAAGUGUGGCAUGAACAGCAGAGUCAUGUUGGGAAGGGAUGAACUUUACUGUGUGGUCCUCUGAAGUACAGGGACUUUUUACAGGGCCAGACAGCUGGACUGUUGGCUGGGAGUAGGUAGAAUGGAGCCAAAGGGCUUGUGGGUAGCUGG